Epithele typhae is the source of this 1455-nucleotide messenger RNA. RefSeq names its product caspase domain-containing protein. NCBI's taxonomy places the organism in Eukaryota, Fungi, Basidiomycota, Agaricomycetes, Polyporales, Epitheliaceae. The transcript has 15 exons. Gene Ontology annotation, molecular function: cysteine-type endopeptidase activity. The coding region runs from base 1 to 1455 and encodes 484 amino acids. The record is from RefSeq and is a predicted model, not a curated record. Gene Ontology annotation, biological process: proteolysis.
AUGCGUCGGACUAGGCUCGGAAAGCGCUCCAAGCUGCGACGCGCCCUAAUCAUCGGGAUCGGCGGCAGCUCGCAGGCGAAGCUCUGCUCGCCGCACCGAGAUGCCAAGGCGUGGAGGGACCUCAUUGUCGAGAAGUACGGCUUCGUCGAAGACGAGAUCGUUCUCAUGCUCGAUGACGCUGUGACGCCUGAAUCUCUGCAACCUACGAGGGAGAACGUGCUUAGUCAGAUCAAGAGGUUUGUGGACGGCGCAAGGUCCGGAGACAAGCUCAUGUUCUACUACUCGGGACACGGAUCUCAAGUCCCUACCGACACAGAGCCUGAUGGGUUUGACGAAGCUAUAUGGUUCAAUGACGAGGUCCAGCCUAUCCUCGACGAUGAGCUGAGACUUCACCUCGUGGAAAGGCUUCCACAGGGAUCGUGCCUCACUGCCAUAUUCGACGCCUGCACUUCUGGAACACUUCUGGACCUCGAGCAUUACGAAUGCAACAAGAUCUUCCACGAUUUCUUGACGCAGAAUCCCGGCAAGCCGUGCAAGAGUCACUCCGGAUGUUCAUCGAAGCGCCCAAGUCGCGCAAGCACACGACGAGCAUCUACCAAGCCACAGCCCACAGGACCGACCGACAUGGAGGAAGAUGUAGCUGACUCCUCGGUGCCGAUGAUCAUCUGUGAAGAGCCCGAGACCAUCCCCCCCGAGCACGAGCCCAAUCGUGAGAGGGGCUCCCCCGGCCCGCAACUACGCAUCCAUCAGUAUCAGCCGAUGAGCCGCGACGUCAUGUUCGAGGUCGCGACGACCGUCGACAAUCUCGCGCGCCAAAAAGGCAAGCGCAAGCGCACGUCGGACUCCGCGACGAGCACUCAGCCUCCUCCCAAGCGGUCGCUCACAGUUCACAGCUUCUCGAACGCGGUGGGAACACUGGCAAAGAACAAGGUUCUGCAGUUGGUCGACAGCAUCCCCGGACGGAAUUUUUUUGAUCAAUAUCUCCGGCGGUGCUCGACUCCGGAGGCGGACGUCAAGCCUGAUACAUGCGACGGAAAAUGCCAGGAGAGGGCUGGGAAGGAGAGGGCAAAGGCGCAUGUUAUAUCGCUCGCCGCAUGCCGUGACGGCGAACGGACUUGGGAGUCGAAGAAAUCUAUUACCAUGACCCAGUCGCUCAUCUCCACGCUACGUAGGAUACUCUUCCUUCCGAAGCGCAUGCACCUUAUGAGGAAGGCCACGGAAGACGUCUUUCAGACAACGCUUAUGCGUCGCAAGCGUAUCGAGAAACUGAAGAUGCAAGGGAAGGACAUCGGCGAGCUCGACGGUAACGAUUCAAUACCCCAGAUCGGAAGCGCUAACCCAUUGCAUCCCAAUGAAUGCUUCAACUUGAUGCUUUCGCCCCCCGGUUCUCCGCGUCCGAACCGCAUGCAGUCCAUUGAGGACGCUAUGGUCAUCGAUUCUGUGUCCUCGUCUUAA